GCCGAGCAACACUUUCGCGCAUUUUGAAGUCCGCUUCGGUGAUGCCAUGCCACGGAAACACAGCGGAGAUGAAGGCGCCACCGGGCUCUGGAUGAGGACCUCGCCGGGCCACCACCGGGCCGAAGGCUACGGCAUGAAAGAUGUCGAAUCCGCGCGGAAGAUGGUGAACAGCGCGGGAGACGGCUUGCUCUCGGCCUGCAGCGCCGUCGGCGCCGCCGGUUCCGACAGCUUGCGAGGGAAGCAAGGAGCCCGGCUCAGCUUGCUCGGCAAGCCGCUCAUAUACAGCGCGCAAAGCGGGCGCAGGAAUGUGCGCUACCGGCGGCUCCAAAACUACCUGUACAACGUGCUGGAGAGACCGAGAGCCUGGGCCUUCAUCUACCAUGCAUUUGUGUUCACCUUGGUCUUCAGCUGCCUGGUCCUCUCGGUGUUCUCUACUAUUCCAGCUCAUCAGGACUUCUCCUCUUACUGUCUGCUUAUUCUGGAGUUUGUCAUGAUUGUGGUGUUUGGGUUGGAGUACAUCAUCCGCAUCUGGUCGGCAGGAUGCUGCUGUCGCUAUAGAGGAUGGCAGGGACGACUCCGCUUUGCCAGAAAGCCAUUCUGCGUCAUCGACAUCAUAGUGCUGAUUGCAUCAGUUGCUGUGGUGUCGGCUGGAAGCCAGGGCAACAUCUUUGCCACGUCAGUCCUGCGUAGCCUUCGUUUCCUACAGAUCCUGCGCAUGGUGCGAAUGGACCGAAGAGGGGGUACAUGGAAGCUGCUAGGUUCUGUGGUCUACGCACACAGCAAGGAACUGGUUACUGCUUGGUACAUUGGUUUCUUGGUUCUCAUCUUCUCUUCAUUCCUUGUCUACCUUGUGGAGAAUAAGUUCAACAAAGAGUUUGCCACAUAUGCUGAUGCCUUGUGGUGGGGCACGAUCACUCUGACAACCAUUGGCUAUGGGGACAAGACACCAAAGACAUGGACAGGAAGGAUGUUGUCUGCUGGGUUUGCACUGUUGGGGAUCUCUUUCUUUGCCUUACCUGCAGGUAUUCUGGGCUCAGGUUUUGCUCUGAAGGUCCAAGAGCAGCACAGACAGAAGCACUUUGAAAAGAGGAGAAACCCUGCAGCUUACCUUAUUCAGUGUGUUUGGCGUAGUUAUGCAGCUGAUGAGCACUCGGUUUCCAUUGCUACCUGGAAGCCUCACUUGAAAGCGUUGCAUACCUGCAGCCCUACAAAAAAAGAGCAAGGAGAACCAACUACAAGCCAAAAACUCAGCUUCAAGGAGCGGGUGAGGAUGGCUAGCCCAAGAGGUCAGAGCAUCAAGAACAGGCAGACAUCCUCAGUGAAUGACCGUCGUUCUCCAGUGGCAGAGGCUGGUACCGAAGGCACUAGCCCUGCCAAGGUACAGAAGAGCUGGAGUUUCAAUGAUCGCACGCGCUUCAGACCCUCACUGCGCCUUAAAAGCCAGUCGCGAUCCACCACUGAUGCAGACUCUAACAUGGCAACAGAGGAUGGUUUUGAUGAGAAAGGCUGUCACUGUGAGAUCUCAGUGGAGGACUUGCUGCCUUCAGUCAAGUCUGCCAUUAGAGCAAUUAGAAUAAUGAAGUUCCAUGUUGCAAAGAAGAAGUUUAAGGAGACCCUGCGUCCUUAUGAUGUGAAGGAUGUGAUUGAGCAGUACUCCGCAGGGCAUUUGGACAUGUUAUGCCGCAUUAAGAGCCUACAAACUCGACUGGACAUGAUUGUAGGCCCACAGCCCCUAAGCAGCCGUGCCAAGACAUUUUCCUCCCCCUUCCUGCCUCUCUAUUACAGCCAGGGCAGAAAGAACUCCACCCAAGGGGUGGACCAAAUCCUUGGGAAGGGACAGAUCCCCCUGGACAAGAAGAUUCGUGAAAAGUUGUUGUCUGAUGGAGAUCUACUGGAGGACAUGAGCAUGUUGGGGCGCGUUUGUAAAGUGGAGCGCCAGGUCCAGUCAAUCGAGUCAAAGCUUGACUCAUUACUCGACAUCUAUCGGCAGGUUCUGCGGAAGGGCUCGUCCACAGCUCUCACGCUUUCAUCUUUGCCACUGUUUGAGCUGGAACAGACUUCUGACUCCCAGUCCUCUGUCUUCAGGAAGGAUCUGUCCUUCCCCAGCCAGGUGAGCAGUGGCACAGUGCCUCACCCUGGCGGCUGCGUCACACGCUCCUCAACCAAUCCCCACCUGUCCCAGGGUGGACUCCAUCUCAUCCUGGCGCCCCCGAAUGAUCUCGACCUUAAUACCUCCAGCGCUACACUUCCCUCAGGCCCUGCUUCCUCAUCUUUCAGCCCGUCACCAUUGCCGCAUCACCACCAUCUUCCCCACCACCACCAUCGUCAUCCCCAACAUCACACACAGGAUCAGUCUACUACACCUGAAAGUGGCAACGAUGAAACAUUAGGGACCUCUCCUCCCAUCCUCACACCAAACAGUAUCUGCAGCAGUGGGGGUGGAGGAGCAGCAGAUGAGAGAUUUUGUCUUCUGGCAAGGCUCCCGCCACCACCUCCUCCAAACAGGAAUGUAGGUCUUAGCAACUUGAUGCGAGCAACCUCAAAUGAAAAUUCCCCUGAAAUUGAAGACUUCUGUGGAAGUCUAGAAUUACAAAUCAAAGACGGCAGCACUGGGGAGGAAGUCGGUCCAGAUUUGAGGUCCGGCACAAUGGGGAAGCAUCAACGGGGUAACACCAACAACAAGGGCAGACUAAAUGCCAAGGAGGAGGGCUCAUGGAGGAGGCAUAUGAGUCUUGAGCUGGAACCCCUGGUGCCACCAACCAUAAGCUGCUGCUCAGGUCCCAGUCAGGUAGAUCACAGUCUGGGAAAGUCUUUGUCAGUGCAGGACUUGAUGCAGACAGCCCAAGGCAAAAUGCAAGGCACCCACUGCAACAUUUCAUCCCCAGGAUUCAGUCGAAACUCUUCCACUGACUUCCAAAGAAGCUGCCAAGACCUAGGCACAGGGGCAACUGGCAAAGUUUGGGGGGAAGAUGACCUUUUUAUCAAUGACAGGGAAGUGGACAUGCAGGGAUUUGAUUUCUUGUCACAUGGGACAGUCGAGACUCCCUCAUACUCCUCAGAACUCUUGAGAACAGAGUCUGUGGCAAAAGGGGCAUCCCGGGGGUCCAACCACAGCCUGGUCGCUGCUCAUUCAUCCUCACCCUCUGCUAGCAGCAGUGAAUUACUGAAAAUGCAGCGUGUUCGAUUAAAAUAGUGCGUGUUCAGAGGGCACGGAAAUCUCACGUCAUAGAAGGAUAGCUUGUGAUCAUUUUUUUGUGUGAACGUGGAAUAAAAUGGUGUCCUUUU
This is a messenger RNA of Hippocampus comes (tiger tail seahorse), 3285 nucleotides long. Its product is annotated as potassium voltage-gated channel subfamily KQT member 5-like. The transcript has 15 exons. Lineage: Eukaryota; Metazoa; Chordata; Actinopteri; Syngnathiformes; Syngnathidae. Gene Ontology annotation, molecular function: voltage-gated potassium channel activity. Gene Ontology annotation, biological process: potassium ion transmembrane transport. The coding region runs from base 47 to 3193 and encodes 1048 amino acids. The record is from RefSeq and is a predicted model, not a curated record. Gene Ontology annotation, cellular component: membrane; voltage-gated potassium channel complex.